AACACAAAGACUCUCUUUGUUCAUGUAUAAAUAUCUCCAUCUCUUUCGUUCUUAGAAAACCCUAUUUCUGAUUGAUUCCUGCUAGCUGAUGAUAGCUUUCAUCAAUCUCUACUGCAAGAUGACAUGAAAAGAUAAUAAUCAGGAGUUAAGAAAAUGGAAGGUAAUCUAUGCGAUGUUAAUCACCUGGACUCGAACGCGCGUUUGCCGCCUAGAAAGCGACUUCUUGCAGGACUAAAGAAUCAGAAUGCUGUUGCCAAUGGAAAUCUCCACUCAUCAUCAUCAUCGACUUUCUGUCUUUCUGGCGAAUUUGAUUUAUUUAUUAACAGAUGGAUGGGAUCUCGAGAGAGUAAUGUUAACCUUUCACUAGAGGAGAUCAUAGAGGCAUCGAAAUUAGCAGUUAAGUUUGCUGAAACCGCGAGAUCUACUGCUGAAUUAAAAGCUGGAUUAGCCGUAAAAGCUAUGGAUGCUGCAAGGGAAGCGUUGGAAUUGAGUGCAACAAUGGCAGAGGAGGUUGCUAGAAGAGACAGACGUGUCAAGAAGAUUAAGAAGACGAUGAUGAUGAAGAAGAAGAAAAAGAUGCAGGUUCAGUUAAUCAGGAAUUUAGGUCGUAAGGGAAGGAACACAAAGAACAGUUCCCAGCAGAAUUUGAAUCAGUCGAGUUCAAAUUCAAAGAGUAAUGAUACUAGAUACAAGAGAUUAAAGGUUAAUAAGCAGAUCAUUCCUGAAAACCUUGAUCCAUCUGAUGAAAUGAAAAGUGAUGAUGAUGAUGAUAAUGAUGAUGAUGGUUCAUCUGAAGAGACACAUUCUGUUGAAUCAGAUGAAAUCGGAGGAUCGAUAUCAAUUGCGAUUGAUGAUAGUGGAGCAGAAUCGAGCCAGCGAAAGAAAAGUGGUGUAAAAAGGAACAGAGUUAAGCACAAGAAUCAUCAGCCUUACUAAAAAAGCAUUGCUUCUUGUGAGGAUCAAUCAAAAGAAGUUAAAAUCAGGUAAAUCUUUUGGGCUAUUCUGAUAAUAGACGAUUCUUUUCUUGUUUAUCUAAGAGGGUUUGUGAGUUUGAUUUGCUUGUUCUUCAUGACCCCUUUGUGAUUUCUCUUGAACUCAACAGAUGUACAUAUUAACUCUUUGAGCCAUGUGCUUUUAAGAGUUAAUAAUGAAACUGUUAUUUUCGUCACAA
Impatiens glandulifera is the source of this 1171-nucleotide messenger RNA. RefSeq lists its product as uncharacterized. The transcript is spliced from 2 exons. The record is from RefSeq and is a predicted model, not a curated record. NCBI's taxonomy places the organism in Eukaryota, Viridiplantae, Streptophyta, Magnoliopsida, Ericales, Balsaminaceae. The coding region runs from base 154 to 936 and encodes 260 amino acids.